Molecule: messenger RNA, 2356 nt
Organism: Emericellopsis atlantica
Lineage: Eukaryota; Fungi; Ascomycota; Sordariomycetes; Hypocreales; Bionectriaceae
Product: peptidase C1B, bleomycin hydrolase
Exons: 2
Coding region: 410-1927 (505 amino acids)
Biological process (GO): proteolysis; response to toxic substance; L-homocysteine catabolic process
Cellular component (GO): cytoplasm
Molecular function (GO): cysteine-type aminopeptidase activity
Source: RefSeq, a predicted model, not a curated record
GCACCGAGGCUUUUCGUGCAUGCCAUGUAUAUGAGCGCAACAGGAGCAGCUACAGCUGAACAAAAUGAACGAAGAAUACCGAGUACCAUCAACUUACACAUUCCAGCACAUUGAAGAGCAAGACAUGAAAGAAGCUGGCGCGGGACUACCCGCCGACCCUGGAUCUACUAUCCUGGGGGAAAUAGACAAUGAGGGGACGCCUCCAUUCCGAUGGCGUGUGACCAGCUGCGACAAGGUCCUAGAUAAGCUUCUACAUUCCGCAUCGCAAAGGUUCCCAAGCGCAGUACAUUGAAACCUUACAUCUACACUACAAAUAUCAUCCGUUUUUCUAGAUUCUUUUCUUUCUUCUGCCUCGCAUCUACCAUUCAUCAAUCGUCGUAGAAUCAACACCACACACUCCACCAUCACCAUGGGCGGCGCACAGAGCACAUCCAACGGACCCACAGCCCAUGAGAAGGCCGUCGUGGACCGUCUGCAGAACAUGCGGGUUGAGGACGAUGAAUACAUUGAGAUCACCGACGAGAAAUGUGGUAACAUUCUUCGCGAAUGGAAGCCACAAGGUCUGGAGCUACAGACGCUCGAGUCGUGGCAGAGCUCCAUCCUGGAAGAUCCCAAGAACAGACUCGCCCUCACAGCCUUGGGCACCGAGAACCCCCGAAAGGUUCUCAUCUCGCUCCCCACAAAGGUCGCCGACCAGCAUGUCUUCAACAUCAAGAUCCCGUUCGAGGGCAGCCCCAUCACCAACCAGCGCUCCAGCGGCCGCUGCUGGCUCUUUGCCUCGACCAAUGUGUUCCGCGUGGCGCUCAUGAAGAAGUACAACCUCGAGUCGUUUGAGCUGUCGCAGGCGUACCUCUUCUUCUGGGACAAGCUGGAGAAGAGCAACUGGUUCCUGGAGCAGAUUAUCGACACGGCCGCGGAAGACCUCGACGGCCGGCUGGUGCAGCACCUCCUCGGCGACAUUGUCAGCGACGGCGGCCAGUGGGACAUGGUGUACAACCUCGUCGACAAGUACGGCCUCGUCCCGCAGGCGCUGUACCCGGACAACUGGAGCGCCAUGAACUCGGGCGUCCUCAACAGCAUCGUCAAGACGAAGCUCCGAGAGUUCGCCCUCAAGCUGCGCGCCCUCUGCCGUCGCGAGCAGGGCAUCUCGGCCGAGUCCCUGUCCGACGUCAAGGCCAAGAUGAUGAAGGAGAUCUCCCUCAUCAUGACGCUCCUGCUCGGACCCCCGCCCGCGCCCAAGGACACGUUCACGUGGCAGUACGCCGACAAGGACGGCAAGACGCACGAGCUGCGCACCAAGCCGACCGCCUUUGCCAAGGACAUUGCCAGCCCCGAGUUCCGCGUCACGUCCAGCACCAUUGCGCGCAUGAUCUCUCUGGUCCACGACCCGCGCCACGAGCCCCUGACGCUGCUCAGCGUGUCCCGCCUCGGCAACAUUGUCGGCGGCCGGGGCGUGACGUACGUCAACGUCGACAUGGCGACGCUCAAGCAGGCGUGCGUGCGCACCCUCAAGGCCGGUCUGCCCAUCUUCUUUGGCAGCGACGUGGGCAAGUUCAGCGACACGGCCUCGGGCGUCAUGGACCUCGACCUCUUCAACUACGACCUCGGCCUCAACACGUCCCUGGUCCGCGGCCUGUCCAAGGCCCAGCGCCUGCGCGCGUGCGAGUCCCAGAUGACGCACGCCAUGGUCCUCACGGCCGUGCACGUGGACGAGAAGACGGGCCAGCCGGUGCGCUGGCGCGUGCAGAACUCAUGGGGCGAGGCGGCGGGCGAGAAGGGCUGGUUCGUCAUGAGUGAUGCGUGGAUGGACGAGUUUGUGUACCAGGCCGUGAUCGAUCCCAAGUUUGUCGGCAAGGAGGUCAGGGACGUGCUGGGACAGGAGCCGACCGUCCUGCCCAUCUGGGACCCGAUGGGUGCGCUGGCUUGAGCGAUAUAUGAUGUAUAUGGGUAUUGAGCAUUGCUCAGGCAACUCAUCGCCGCAUAUGUCGUGUCACAAUCAAUUUAGAGAACAAUCAUGCAAUUUUGGCCCUCUUUCUUGUGAUUAAAGCUAGUGUUGACGAGCAUAGAGCCACGUGAUGACCACUAUCAUGAUCCAGGGGCUGCAAACAUGAACGCAAUCCUCGUACGCGGUAGCUAUGAUCCCAUUUCUAGUCGUGGCAUGUUUGUGGCUGGCAUUGGCGAGGAGAUGGACCAGCCCUUUGAGGCGUUGGUGAUUGAUAGGUCUUCCUGCGGCCACUUCUACAUCUGUCCUAUACAGUAAGACUACAUUGACCAUCCCAUCACCCCACUUCUAUAUGCUUCAAGCCUCGAACAUUGGUUUGUGUAGAUAGGACCAUUAUGUGUAGACUGCCUGGCG